UUCCUCGUAGGUGUUUCUCUGUGACUGGAUGUAAAGUUCGACAAUGGAGAUUUAACUAUUUGUUCCGUAAUUUAGUACGACACCUAUUCAUAUAUGUCGCCGGAAGGCUCGUUUUGAGGCUGGUCUGCGUGCUUCAGUAGAGUAGUUUAGCUAUACGCUGCAGUGCAAUGUUUACUGCAAUAUGGAUGAUGGAUUUCUCUUUAUAUGGCUUAUUGCAGUAUUCCCUGCUCCUGGCGCUGAUCGCCCUACUAUUGGUUUGUGUCUUUGCACAUGUCAGUGCUAACAUGGUAGAUCAGAGUCGCCAUGAGAAGGAGAAACACUUCUUGACUGCAGAUGGCAAGAAGGAGUCUUUUCCCAGUCUGAUGGACCCUCCAUCGCUGGAGCUGUCCGUGGUUGUCCCGUCAUACAACGAGGAACUCAGAUUGCCUGUUAUGAUGGAUGAAGCUAUGGAAUACCUGGAGAAAAGACAGAAGAAGAAUCCAUCAUUCACCUAUGAAGUUAUUGUGGUAGAUGAUGGCAGCAAAGACAAAACUACAGAGGUUGCCAUGAAAUACACAAAGAAGUAUGGAGCACAAAAAGUGAGAGUUUUGACGUUAGUGAAGAACCGUGGAAAAGGCGGUGCAGUGAGAAUGGGAAUUCUAAGCAGUCGCGGACGCCUCAUUCUUAUGGCUGAUGCAGAUGGAGCCACUAAAUUUGCUGACAUUGAAAAGGUUGAAGAAGGUCUUGAGAGCAUCACUGAGAAGCCUGAUAACAUGGUGAUCUCCUGCGGAUCCAGAGCUCACCUUGAAGAAGAAGCAGUGGCUCAGAGGUCUCUGUUCCGAACGUUCCUGAUGUAUGGAUUCCACUUCCUGGUGUGGUUCUUCUGUGUGAGAGGGAUUAAAGACACACAGUGUGGUUUUAAGCUCUUCACCCGUGAAGCUGCCAUGAAAACCUUCUCCAGCCUGCAUGUGGAACGCUGGGCAUUUGAUGUGGAACUUCUCUUCAUUGCUCAGUGUUUUGAUAUUCCUGUAGUAGAAGUGGCUGUUAACUGGACAGAGAUUGAAGGGUCAAAGUUGGUGCCGUUCUGGAGUUGGCUACAGAUGGGCCGGGAUCUAGUCUUUAUUAGACUGCGUUACCUCACUGGCGCCUGGAGGCUGGAGUCUGAGAGAAAAACUCAGUAGCUGUUGUUACUGCUGGUGUGCUGUUCGUGAGCGAGCAGGAGCCAUCGGUUGAGCGCCCAUUGCCACCAAUGAGUGCACUGUGAAUGCAGUCGAUGAACAGCAUUAGCAUUUUAUCACUGACAGUGCCGUGACCACAUAAGGGGAUGGUCCUUGUAUUUUUUUUUUUUUAUGUAAUAUUGCUGUUUUACAUAUUUUCUUUUACAUACUGUAUUAGGUUUUGGUUUGAAAAGGGGCGGAUGGUUCUUGGCCAAAUAAAAAAAUAUAUAUUAUCAGUG
Carassius carassius (crucian carp) is the source of this 1435-nucleotide messenger RNA. RefSeq names its product ALG5 dolichyl-phosphate beta-glucosyltransferase (gene alg5). Gene Ontology annotation, cellular component: endoplasmic reticulum membrane. The record is from RefSeq and is a predicted model, not a curated record. Lineage: Eukaryota; Metazoa; Chordata; Actinopteri; Cypriniformes; Cyprinidae. The coding region runs from base 168 to 1160 and encodes 330 amino acids. The transcript is spliced from 10 exons.